CUGCUUCAAAACACAUGGACUUUCCCCACGUGAAUCAAUAUUCAAGCCCUGAUCUCCCUGUUGAGCAAUGAGGCCAAAGAGACGAGGGAGCUGAAAGACAGAUGAGACAGAGGGAGGGCUGUGGGAUGUCAUCUGUAAAGAAGGAGAUUCUCAUUGGAGGCAAAGAGAAAGAAGAUUGCUAUGCAUGUUUUGAGGAAAAGAAAGGGGAAAAAGGAAAACAAAAAGCAUCCUACAUGCUGAAGCCAUCUUAGUCACACACUCUACUUACACUGGACUCCACAUCUGAUUGUUAUUAAGAAGCUUUGGGGGGGGGGAAAGCUCCAACAAGACUGGAAAGAUGUACUCCAAGUUGAAGUGGCUGAUUGUGUUCCAGCUCCUGCUGAAUGAACAGGCUCUGUGCAGGGUCCCACCUCCUCUUGCGCGGAGAAACAUUACGCUUCCAGGAGCUGACUUCAAUGAAGGGGGAGAGGAGACAGCCAAACAGGAUCAUCAGUCUCUUCUGGGAUCCCAAACCCAGCUCGGUAUCUCAGCUGCAGAAAAACCUGAUCCUAUUCGAUCUGCCAAACAUAUAAUGUCAGUCCUCAGGGUGAACCUUCAGGGGCAGAUUCAAGAUCAUCUCCACUUUCAGGGGAAUGUCAGCUGUGAGGAGUUGCUGUCUGCUAGCACCGUGGACGACCCAUCAUCCUCCAUGUUCCCCCAGGAGCUCCUGGGUCUCUCUUUAGUGCCUGUGUUGGUGGUGGCAGGCUGCCCACAAGAGGCUCAGACCCUGGUGCUUAAGCUGUACAGCCUGCUGGGAGUGGCGGACACAGAGGAGCUUCUGAUGGAGGUGGAGGGUCUGAUAGAGAGGAGGAUGAGCAAGUCUGCAUCUACGCCUGCACCUGCAUCAGCAGCAUCGCCUUCGGGAAGGGAUCAAGCAGGGCGCCACAUAGAGGCUGUGAUGUUUAACAUCCAGCAGCUGGCCAUGGUGGGAGAAGGUUCCUCCAAGCAGGAAGGGCAUUGUGAGGGUUGGACCAGGGUGAGGGGAACCACACUGGCAGGAAAAGCUGUGGAAGGAGCCACAGGUGAUCUAGAGGAGGCUGUGGGCACCUGCGAGAGACUGGGAGUCCUGUGUGCUGGUGUGACCAGCAGUGCACUACUCAAACCUGGGAAGUACCAGGCAGUGUUUAAGAAAGGCAGCCGCGUCCUGCCCUCUGAAUCCACAGUGUCUGAAUGUUGGAUCCGUCAAUGCAGCGCAGAGGACCACGUUUAUACCUCCGCUGCUUCGGGUCGUCGGGUGAAGCGAAGCCCCCAGAGGAGCUGCAUCAACAAAAGCGAGGAGCGUGUGUACAACGUGAUGGAGUGGAUCCCUGCAGUCAGCACCCUCUACAACCUCGGAACAGCUGUGUAUUAUGCUUCAGUCAACUGCUCUGAAACAGCCAAGGAGAGAGCCAUCCUCAGUGCGGUUGACCUCGGCACGGAUGCUCUCAUGGUCGCCACAGGGGGAACUGCCGGGGUGGCAGGCUACGCCCUGGGUGCAGGGAUGAAGACCGGUGUGAAAGCUGGUGUCAAGUAUCUGCUCAACUCCAUGAAGCAGGAAGACGAUGUGCUGGUGAACCAGUUCAGCUGGGAGGAGGGCAUCAUCACCAUCCAGUAGACAGAAGGAUCAAUAAAUCAGGCUGUGAAACUUUAGCAAUAAAUAUUGUUAUAAUUAGUUCAUACCUUUUUUUCAAACGAUGACACAGGAUCAGUGUUUGUUAACUGACAUGUUUGAAGAGUAACAUCGGUUUACUAGAUUUAAGAUUAAUUGGAAAACAAGAUUACAUGUUUUUGCAUUACUCACGCAAUUAUCAAGUUUUGAAAGGAGAAAAAUUGUUUUUCUUUUUUUUCCUUUUGUAAACUAAUUAGCCAAAUUCAGUUAAAGUAAAAACUUAAUUAAAUUACACAUUAAUUGUAAACAAUGUCAAUUAUAUAUAUAUAUAUAUAUAUAUAUAUAUAUAUAUAUAUAUAUAUAUAUAUAUAUAAAUAUAUAUAAUGAGUAUGGUCAUAACGUAACAUAAACUAACAAUCUUUUUCCUUGUAGAAAAAUAGCUGCUUUUGUGUAAAACAGAUAGUUGAACAAAUAUUAAGCAGACAUUUUUGAAGAAGAACUGGUCUCAGGAAACUAAACCUUCAAUCCCUCAAGACUUUCAUUUUUCUUUCCAACCAAUGUUGUUCUUCUGUUCACUCUUGAUGUUUUCUUCUCUUCCAUUAUAACGUUUUGUCAGGUCAGAGUUACAUUCCCACCUCUGGUGUUAAUUGCAGGGACACUAGACUGAGCACUAAAUUUUGUUUUUUUAUAUUCUUUUUUUCUUCAAAUGUCAAUAAAUUGUAUAUUAAAUCAA
Messenger RNA from Perca fluviatilis (European perch), 2360 nucleotides. RefSeq names its product apolipoprotein F (gene apof). Bases 338 to 1633 code for a protein of 431 amino acids. The transcript is spliced from 2 exons. The record is from RefSeq and is a predicted model, not a curated record. Gene Ontology annotation, biological process: cholesterol metabolic process. Lineage: Eukaryota; Metazoa; Chordata; Actinopteri; Perciformes; Percidae.